AUGGUUUUCGUCUUUCAGCAAUUCACGGGACAGAUAUUUGUUUCUCAAUACUCCCCUCGCUUCUACAAAGCGGUUGGGCUUUCGGCUCACGCUUUCGAGUACAACAUCAUAUCUGCUGUUGUAGCAUGGGUUGGAGUUCUCAUCGGAAUGCCUCUAAGCGAUCUAGCCGGACGCCGUGAUCUUCUCAUCUGGGGAGCCGUUUUGCAAGGAAUAUUUCUUUUCGCUAUGGCUGGAGUCGGUACAAAGAGUAACUAUACGACCCCUGACGCCAACGGCCUCGUUGCAUCGGUCAUGUUGUUCAAUUUUUUUUUCGCCAUGUGCGGGUUUCAAUUGAUCUACGAAUUCCCAUCAUUGAUUGAUGUCACUAACAAAGCGACUUAUUCAGGACUUGGGCUCCAAUUGCCUACGUCCGUGGUCGCGGCCUUCAUAGUUGCAUUUUGUGUACCUUAUCUACUCGAUGGCAUCGAGGCUAAUAUCGGCUGGGUCUUUGGCGCCCUCAGUUUUAUUGCUGCUAUUUAUUCUUAUUUUUGUGUUCCCGAAGUUAAGAAUCAGGCUCGAGGAACUAGACUAAUUAUUCGAGGUUUCUUCUCUAUCCACAGAAUCGGAAAAUUCGCAAGCACCCAAACCCAUGGAGCUGGUAGAGUAAUCGCGGAAAUUGAAAAUCGAGUUACGUUGCGCACGGGAGCUUAUCAUGGCAACAAUGGAGGCAGCGAGGCCAGCAGUAGCUCAGCGAGACAAGAAAUUGGUUUCAACGCUGCAAAUGGAAGCGAUAGUGAUGUGGAGGAUGUUAAGCAUUCAGCUGGAGUAUAG
Messenger RNA from Talaromyces atroroseus, 810 nucleotides. RefSeq lists its product as hypothetical. The record is from RefSeq and is a predicted model, not a curated record. Gene Ontology annotation, cellular component: membrane. Gene Ontology annotation, molecular function: carbohydrate:proton symporter activity. Gene Ontology annotation, biological process: carbohydrate transport; transmembrane transport. Bases 1 to 810 code for a protein of 269 amino acids. The transcript is spliced from 6 exons. Lineage: Eukaryota; Fungi; Ascomycota; Eurotiomycetes; Eurotiales; Trichocomaceae.